Messenger RNA from Bombyx mori (domestic silkworm), 5245 nucleotides. RefSeq lists its product as uncharacterized. The transcript is spliced from 20 exons. The coding region runs from base 320 to 3859 and encodes 1179 amino acids. The record is from RefSeq and is a predicted model, not a curated record. NCBI's taxonomy places the organism in Eukaryota, Metazoa, Arthropoda, Insecta, Lepidoptera, Bombycidae.
AUUACUCUAUGUUGAGAGCAGCGCCUGCGACCGCUUUCCAUGCGCGAGCUCACCGCGCUAACAUAACGGGGCCGGCCGCCGAGUUAAUCGCAUGUGUCGCGACUCGCGCUUCCUACAAACAAACCCGCGCUUGUGAUAAACACGUGACAAAAUAUGAAAAAUCAGUGAACGAGUGCUGUGUAAGAAACUGGAUUACUUAAAAAUAUUUUGUAAACAACAAUAGCCGUUGAGGUUACAGUGUCGGAUUACGGGGCAGCUCUCAACCACUGAGCGAUUUAGCGCUAAGAUGCAGUACACGGUAUAGCAGUCCACAGGCGGCAUGGGGCAGGCGGGUAGCGCUCCACACGCGACCCUCCAUGCGCGUCGCUCCAAUACACUCCCGCACGAGCCGCCUAGACAUGCUCCUAAGGUGUUGCCGGCCCCUCCGCAGCUAGCUUGUCUCCGAAGUACUGACAAUGGAGCUAUACUGCAUUCAGGAGGAACCAUCAGCGGUCGGAGACCUCUCUCCCUGAUGCAUCCUCAUGACGCAAGCAAGCACACAGGUGUAUAUCGGUCUCGAUCCACUGGGACUGGUGGAGACGGGAAUGAACUUCGAUCCAGGGAACGAGAUCCACUCCACCGGUCACACACAAAUUUGGACUUACGACAGAAUGACGGUACAAGUCUAAAUAAAAGAUUCGGAUCAGAACCUGAUCUCCGAAUAGAGGAAGAGCAACAAAAAUCAAAGAACAACAACAAUAAACAUUUCAAAAAGAAAUACCGAGCACCCCCACCUCCUAACACUGAUCAUUUCGAAGGUUCUUCACCGGACUCGAGUGACGUAAACGUGAGAGCGGAACCUCAAAGAAAAUUAAGAUUAUUUAAAACGAGAAGCGAAACCAAAAAGCUUAACGGCCUAGAUAGUAACCUAAAUUAUAGAAUCAACGAAUAUAAGUCAUUAGACUUGAGUGACAACCAAUUUGAAAGACGAUACAAGUCACCUCAUAAAGACAAAGAGCCUCACUUUAAAUAUCCUGACAAUAGGGAUAUGCUCCAGACCUCUGCUUCUCUGAAGAGAGAGGAACGAUUACUCCAAAUUAGACAAGAUUACAAGAAACCCAGAAUAGACAGGGUGAGUGGAUGCAGAGCGAAGACAUCCAAGACCAAUGAACACAACGAAGCCUGGAAAACUCCGCUCUUAAGCAGGAACUUUCGACACUCAGAAAGGUUUACAAAAGAUGAAAAUGAUGUACCAGUUCUUAGAAGAGAAAAGACUUUUGAUGAAACCAUCCUAACGAACGAAACAGAUAACGAAUCACCUAAAGCUUUGCACGAAAUGAGAAUGAAAGCUAUCGGGGAACAACUCAAAAGUCAAUUGAGUCCACUGUCACAAAGAAACCAACCACUGAGAAAAUCUCUUCCUUCACUAUUAGUAAAAAAUAAUGAAGAAAAAGAUGAAUUUCAAGCUGAACUUAAAAAAGCAACCAGUAGAAUUAGGAACGACAUAAGCAAUAGAAAUAAUAACGAUAUUAAAGCUAGUCAUAUUGAGAAAUCGGUCAACAAACAGAAAGAACUACCAUCUAACAAAGUCAAAGAAUCUAGUCUUAAUAACAAAAAUAUAGAUUCGAAAAUAAGUAGAAGACCUCUGACCAGAAAUGAGAUUAAACCCAAAGUGAACAGUAACCAUAUUGGUGUCGGUAAAUUUAAUGGCAAAGGCCUUCCUGAUAGAGGACAAGCUUCGGGAAAAGAGUCGACCCCAGAGCAUUCUCCGACACGAAAGACUGAUGCAGCUAAUCAAAAUAAAUCUGAAAAAGACAAGCCACACGCGCCAUCAAAGCAGUUCUACUUCGGAAUGAUUGAGAACAAGAAGACGGAAAAAAAAGACAACCUAAAAGACUUCCCAGGGCUGGGCAGCCCGAUAAUCGAAGAGUUUGCAGACUUCCACCUCAUCGAACAGAAGCUGUUUAACUAUCGCGAUGAAGACGCCGAAAUAGACAAGUUCAAAUCCCAGUUAAAGGAUGAUCGUAAAAUUAUAAAAAAUUUAUCAUCAGAAUCAGCAUUAUCCUCCAACGGCUCUGAAGGUGACGGAUCAGAUGGGUCAUUAGGUAUCGCGGUAAGACUGCGCCCAACGCUACCAAAGAAACAGCCGACGAUGCCCAGGUUCUCGCCUGCCGCUGCCUGGAAACAACUAGCCAGUUUGGACACUCAUUUUGCCGCCGAAUCACAACCAGUGUCUCUGGCGAUUGAGACGAAAAUGGCCGUGGAUGUGUCUGCAGAGUCCUCCCCCCGGUCUGAGCCCUCCGGGGAUAAAUCCGGUGAUUCUGGGAUAUCUGGUGACCACGGACAUAUAGAUAGAAGAAUGGAUUCCCCUCCUAGACAUCAUAACACAGAAGCUGUCCCUGCUUGGACUCCUCAGCAGGACCUGGGCGAGAGCAGUUCCGAGGGUGGUCCUCCAGAGGCUGUCCCGGACGCUCCCUCCACGUACCGUCUCGGCACUCAGCCCUUCAGCCUCUCCCUCCCAAGGGACUCGCAUGUCACGUUUAAAGCGAUGUCGUGUUUCUACGAAUGCUUCCAGGGCAAACAGAUCCAGCAGGGGUUCAAUAGCCUCCAAAAGUUCAGGAAGUCGGUCACGGGGGCCUUAGGAGCGGCUUUAGGUUCGAGAAGAUUCGAUUUAGAGCACGAACCCAUGCUAGAAGAACCUGAACAGAAUUGGUUCUUGACGAAAUCGGCACCGAAUUCACUGUCAAAUCCUUUGUUGUAUCAGCCACCGAUGAAAGCUAAAGGUUCCGGAGAAGAGGACAUCAAGGAGGAGUCAUCGCCACCAUCAGAAAAGGGCGAUAUAUCACCUUGGAGACCUGGUGCUUCAUACCUCUCGUGGGGCGGUCACGUCAUGUACCUACCUCCACCACCAGCCGCCGAACAGCCUCUAUCUAUGAUUGGACCUAUUGCAAGACCUGUGAGGAGUAAAUCUAGUGGUUGCAUGGAAGCAGCGGCCAGGGCAGCCCGCGGGGGGCUCGGCGGCGAGAUGCGAGAACGAGAAAGAUCUGCGUCGCCCGGGGUAGCACGCGCCCUCCCAGCUAGAGUCGAACCAACCACUAAAUCAUCAAAUCAACAAGGUCGAGCGAAGAGGUUCACCUUCCAAUCUACAGUGCGACAGCUGGAGCGAAAGAAGCUUGCCGAGAAGUUGUCCAAAGAAGCUGACCUCAAGGAGCAACAGAGAAGAACCGAACUGGAGGCCAUGCGGAGGGUAGAAGAAGAGUUCCAACGUAAGCGUGCGAGGGAGAAGGCGAAUAUCAGACAACAGCUCCGGCUGGUGAGCAGUGGAGCCGCCAGCAUGCCCACCACCACCCCACACUCUAAAGCACGCGACGAGCCGGACGGUUCCUGUCGGGAUUCUCCUGCCGCGGAGAGGUCCCGGGACUCGCGCCAGAGACACAGCAAUGCUUCCUCGGAAAUCAGCGCCAGGAGCAAGAGUACCACUCCCAUCCGUUGCGUGGAGUUGUCGGAAUGGCGCACAGAGCGUGCGGGUCGGGUCUACCGGGACUGGGCCGCCGCGCAGGCGCACGACCACCCGCCCGCCACCGCUCGCAUGCCGAAGUCUACUCAAGCACUCUACAACGCCGCGGAGACGGAAGCGUUUAGCGGCAGCCCGCGCUCCGACAACUACAGGCUUGAGUUCGCGCGCGGCCGUUCACCCCGCACGCCCCGCGCCCCCCGCCUCGUCGCCGCCGGCCGCACCCCCUCCUCCUCGGGGUCCGAACUCUCGCUCAGACAACCCAUCAAAAUCAGCGAUACUACGAAAGAAGAUUCUGAAGAGCCUGCUAUAGUGCCUACGCUUCGUCCAUCGGUGCCCGCGCGUGCCUCUGUCGCUAUCCGCUGAGCACAUACGGCACAAUCAAAAGCCUUGAUGGAAGAAUAAUUCUUAUUUUAAACUUAAAACUUUUAUUGGAACAUUUAAACUAAAACUGACUUUGUAAUAGUGAAAAAUAAGAGUGCUUUUAGCAGUACAUUUCACAGACGUCAUGAUGUGUCGAGCCAACUUAACUGUCUAUGAGCCAAUUAAAAUAUUCAUGAAAAGGAUUAAUUUCGUUGAAUUAUAAAAAAAUAUGCUUUAAUCGGUUUCUUGCGAUUAUAAUUCUGUUAGUAAUUGUAGUAAAGUCAAAUGUAAAAAGAAAAUUAUUUAAAAAGUACCUUAGAAACUUAAAAUAUUACUAAAGAAACUCCGACACGCAAAUAAAAAAGCCAACUGAUUUACUCGAACAUGCUAUUUGUCAUAACCACGAAAUGUGUCCAACUAACGAUUUGAGAACGUUAAACCUGAUACGAACAUGUCACGCUAUCCUCUGGUCAGCUGUUUGUGUUGCAAAUCUAUCAAAACGUUUUAGUUCUAACUAAAAACACAUUAAGGACAAUUUCUGACGUUUAAUAGUCGAAUACUCUACAGUAUUCUUUUAUAUUCUUUGAGAACAAACCAUUGUUGUCCGAUAAAUUUCACAUAUACGCCAUUAUGGAACCAAUAAACAAUAGGUUAUAUUUCAUAUUAUGUUAUAAUAUGAUCUAUUGUCGUUAUAAAAAAGUGUGUUCAGCAACACUCAUAGCGGGCCUGUUUUACUACGGCUGAUAUAGGCUACAAAAGUUAAAAACGUUUCCCCGCCAAUUUUUGACACAACGCGCUAAAAUAAAACAUGGCGGUCAAAACCAUAAACAAUAAAGGUAGUUGUAUAUUUUAAAAUGUAUGUAUGUAUGUAAGCGUAUAGUUUUAUAUCUUGAUGUAUUGACUCCGAAGAGUGCUUUAAUGUUAUAAGAAUAUAGUUUUUUAUUAAGGAAAAAUGUAAAGGAAUCUUAAUUUUAUAGAUAAGUUUAAAAAGUCUUCCAAUUAUCUUAAAUAUCCGAGCUUUAAUAUAGUCUUAAAUAGAGUGCAGUGGUGCUAUUCUUAAUACAUAUUAGACCAAGAAUAAUAUUAUUGUAUGUUUAAAUAAAUUACGUUAAUAAUUAUACGAUAUAUCGAAAGAUGAAAUAUGACUUGUUUUAAACGAAAUUUUAUGUGUUUUACAAGAGAGCCCGGAACAUUAAAAAUUCAAUUAUUAAGACGUAACAAAUGGUUUCUGACACUUGUUAACUCUUAUUGUAAUACUUGAUGGAUUGUUUAAAGUGCUCUCUUAUCUUUGACAUUUUAAAGCAAAUAGAGUAUUCAUCGAUAUUUUGGAUAAUAUAUAAAUUAAAAAUAUGCUUAUGUAAAAAAUGAAAAAAUAUAUUUAAGAACUUU